This is a messenger RNA of Ornithodoros turicata, 1794 nucleotides long. Its product is annotated as E3 ubiquitin-protein ligase RNF220-like. Lineage: Eukaryota; Metazoa; Arthropoda; Arachnida; Ixodida; Argasidae. The transcript is spliced from 12 exons. Gene Ontology annotation, molecular function: ubiquitin protein ligase activity. Bases 138 to 1646 code for a protein of 502 amino acids. Gene Ontology annotation, biological process: protein ubiquitination. The record is from RefSeq and is a predicted model, not a curated record.
UGGCGGAUAAUUUGGUGCCGCUCUUGCCAUUGGUGCGGUGGCUGCGCCGCAGUUCCGCCGGGCACUGCGCGCUAGCCGCCGCCGCCGCCGAACCACCCCGAGAGGGACAACCUCACUCACUGACUGAGUGAACAGCUAUGGAGGACUCCGCUGCGGCUAUCGUUACCGGACCGGCCGCUGCGGCGCCACUCAAACUCGGAUCAGUGCAUCAGACCCCAUCCUCCGGCGGCGACGCGUCGCCUGGCAGCGGCAGCUUCCUCAUGUCCGACGGCAAGAGUCCUUCACCCCCUCCUCAACAGAACGACGCUCGGUCGUCACCCAUGCACAGUUUCGGAGGAGGCUCACCCCUACUUCACGGCAAGCCCCUGCCCCCGGCUUGCUUUCCCUUAUCCCUCCUUUACGGGCAACCCAGUUCCUACCUGUUCGUCGGCUCAACGCCCCUCGUACCUCUCCCGCCGCCGCCGCCAGUGCCGCCGCCGGCUCCGGGACCGCCGCACGAUCUCCACACCCGAGGUCUCCUCUUCCCACCGCUGCACGGAUCGUUUGCGCCUCCUUUCGAUCCGUUGUCCAAGUUCAGCGAUGAGGCUAAGCCCCUGCCGCUGUGCCUGCUGCAGGAGCGUAUGGCUGCCUCUUGCCUAGAGCUGGCCGUGGGACGCAGCGCAUUCGGUCGCCGAGCCGCUGCACUGGAGGCGGCCCUGCAGAGUGCUUCCAGGCCCUACGAGCAGGCGAGCAAGUGGCGCUGCGACGAUCCGGCCUUGCUCAAGCUACAGUCGCAGCCGGCUUUCCCAGAGUCGCCAAAGUGUUCCGAAGCUAGUCCUUGCAGCGAUGGUCCGCUGUCCGUGGUGUCCCCCAAGUGGAGUGCGGGCCAGUCUGCCAGCUGCCCGGUAUGUGGCGCCACCCUCGCUCAUGCGUCGCAAAUGGCCGACCAUCUUCAGAUGGAGAUGGACAAAUUAGCAGAUUUUUACAGUUGUCGCCGGUGGAUGAUCCAGGAAGCUUCAUCCGGCGAUGAAGAAUGUCCCGCGACCGCAGAGCGACGGCCACCCUACGGACCGGACAAGAGGUCGCCCCUGUCGCGGUGGGAGACGUACCUCAAAGUCCGAGGAAACCGACAGCAACGUCUGAACGCCUUCUGCGGUCGCAAGAUGCAGCAGCAGCAACAGCAGCACAGGCAGCGAGCUACACUGGACGCUCUACCCCUCGACCUGAAGGCUGGACCCAGGCAUCCGGAGUCGAGGGUAGACGACGGGACGACCCUCAAGGUUGAAGUGGCCGACGGAGGCAACGAUCCGCACGAAGGAGGCAGAUCGCCGUCGGGCCAGCAGCGGCAUCCGUGUGGAAGCCCCUUCUCGCCCGUCUCGCCCGGAGCCGAGGAUGGAGCUGGGGGAGAUCCCGCAGCAUCGGGGGGCAACGCCUCCAACGGGAACGCUUCCGAAAAGAGUGGAGGCUCUUGGCCCGAUGAGGAUGGUUCUAGGCCCUCGUUGCGAUGCGGUGUUUGUAGGGAACCAUACUGCAAGCCUGUAGUGUCUGUCUGUUGCUGGCAUGUCCAUUGUGAACGUUGUUGGAUACAGUCUUUGGGAAGCAAGGGACUUUGCCCGCAGUGCGAAACCAUCACUUGCACCUCGGACCUACGCAAGAUCCACCUGUAACUUUCACCCACCCCCUCCCACCGGUGUGUACAUAUAUCGAGAGAAAGAAAGAGAGAGAGAGAGAGAAUAUGUGUGUGUGUGCGUGUGUGGCGAGGCCCCGGGUCGGGCUCCCGGGGCCUCCUUUUUGCUGCAAUAAAACCCUCCGCAU